AUGUCGUCGGAAUCACUUAACUAUGCCAAGUUGGGAGGCAUACAUUCAGUGGCUGCUGCCGUCGUCUUUGCCGUGGCGUAUCUACCAUUGCUCGGGUACAACAUCGUCCGCGCUUUCCAGCGGCCGACAUACGUCCUAAUUGCGUUAGCACUUUUUUGCGCAAUCCGUGUAUCCGCAUUUGCUAUCCGCGCCGCGCUUGCGGCGUCAUCUACUGCAGGCGAAAAUGAAGAUCUGUUCAUCGCGGAGCAAAUCCUUUACAACGCGGGUUUCUUUGGCCUUCUUUAUUCAGCGUACACGCUGGUACUCGACCGUGACCAAAUGGCGGGACAGCGGGAUAUGCCUGGACUAUUCGGCUUGGCCACUCGCAUCACAAGGAACCGCCACCUCAUCCGUAUUGCGCUCCUCGUUGCCGUAGUAAUAGGUAUAAAUGGAGCUAUAGACGAGAUUUCGGGUGGGACCAGCAGCAAAGUGUCGACCGGCGAAACGCUGAGAAGAGCGUCUACCUACGUCUUCCUGGCAGUGACCAUUCUCAUGGCGUUCCGGACGUUUGUCCUUGCAUUGGAGCACGGUAACAGUCCACCAGGGUACAACACCGAAAUCGAGCUGGGCAACUACACGAGCCCUAUAAGCAAUCCAGCCUUCGGCGCUCGGCACGGCAUCUUCGUCCUUGCUGCUAUAUCCAUCUUGCUCCUGGUUCGGGAUAUUUUCUAUACGGUCACGCUGGGUUCUACGAACGCUUCCAUGGAAGCGAAAGCGACCAACGAAACAUUCUUCUAUCCUUUGGUGGCGCUUCCCGAGCUACUGGCUGUGGUUUUGUUUGCCGUGCCAGGAUUGGUGCCAUCUAGGCGGGAGUUGCAGAUGUACUCAGCGAAGGCGUGA
Gloeophyllum trabeum ATCC 11539 is the source of this 879-nucleotide messenger RNA. RefSeq lists its product as uncharacterized. NCBI's taxonomy places the organism in Eukaryota, Fungi, Basidiomycota, Agaricomycetes, Gloeophyllales, Gloeophyllaceae. The transcript has 5 exons. The record is from RefSeq and is a predicted model, not a curated record. The coding region runs from base 1 to 879 and encodes 292 amino acids.